Molecule: messenger RNA, 1328 nt
Organism: Lotus japonicus
Lineage: Eukaryota; Viridiplantae; Streptophyta; Magnoliopsida; Fabales; Fabaceae
Product: cationic peroxidase 1-like
Exons: 4
Coding region: 100-1083 (327 amino acids)
Biological process (GO): response to oxidative stress; hydrogen peroxide catabolic process
Molecular function (GO): heme binding; peroxidase activity
Source: RefSeq, a predicted model, not a curated record
UACUUCAUCGCAACAACCAACUAAUCAUAAGCCUUUCUCUCUCUCUCUCUCCUUCCCAUUUCUUCUAAAAUUUGUAGAAUAAUUCCCAUUACCACUCCCAUGGCUGAGCCUAGUUCAUUCUCUAUGACCUUUCCAUCCUUGAAACUUCGCUUCUACUUCUUCAUAUUCUUAUGCUUUAAUAUUGGUAUAGUCUCAGCUCAAUUAUCCUCUGAUUUUUACUCCACAACUUGUCCAAAUGUGCUUUCAACCAUUAAGACAGAAGUGGAUACUGCUGUGAACAAUGAGGCUCGUAUGGGAGCAUCCCUGCUCCGUCUCCAUUUCCAUGAUUGUUUUGUCCAAGGAUGUGAUGCAUCAAUAUUGUUGGAUGACACAUCGAAUUUCACAGGUGAGAAGACAGCUCUUCCGAAUGCAAAUUCUGUGAGAGGUUUUGAUGUAAUAGACACCAUCAAGUCUAAAGUGGAGAGCUUGUGCCCUGGUGUUGUCUCUUGUGCUGAUAUCGUUGCUGUAGCAGCUAGAGACUCAGUUGUAGCUCUUGGAGGAACAAGUUGGACAGUGCAAUUGGGCAGAAGAGAUUCAACCGAUGCAAGUUUAAGUUUAGCAAACUCAGAUUUGCCCGCUUUCUCUUUGAAUUUAAGUGAUCUUAUCACUGCAUUUUCUAACAAAGGCUUCACAGCUAAAGAAAUGGUUGCUCUAUCAGGAUCUCACACAAUUGGCCAAGCUGGCUGCAUAACCUUCAGAACAAGAAUAUACAACGAAACCAACAUCGACUCCACCUUUGCAACAUCAUUGCAAGCAAACUGUCCCAGUACAGGUGGUGAUACUAAUUUGUCCCCAAUUGACACCACCAGUCAAAACAGCUUCGACAACGCUUACUACAAGAACUUGCAGAGCCAAAAGGGUCUCUUCCACUCAGAUCAAGAGCUCUUCAAUGGAGGAUCCACAGACUCUGAUGUAAAUGGUUACAGCAGCGACUCUGCGAGUUUCUUGACCGACUUUGCCAACGCCAUGGUUAAAAUGGGGAACCUCAGCCCCCUCACUGGCUCUAACGGCCAAAUUAGGACCGACUGCAAGAAAGUCAACUGAAAUAUUUUAAUUAAGGAAAAUGUACACCUCUCCACCUUCCACUUUAAAGAGAUAUGAGAAUAAAAGAGAAAUGAAUGAGUGAUAUUAUAAAUUGUGUGAUAAAAAUGUGAGAGAGAUAUGAAGAAAAAAAAAGUGAAAAUAAUAUGUAAGAAAAAUACAAGUGUGAAUAUAUCAAAACUUGUACAAUUAAUUUGGUCCAUUUGUAACAAAAGUGUGAACAUAUCAAAAGUGUGAAUAUAUCAAAA